This is a messenger RNA of Bursaphelenchus okinawaensis, 1287 nucleotides long. The record is from the annotation of a GenBank genome assembly. NCBI's taxonomy places the organism in Eukaryota, Metazoa, Nematoda, Chromadorea, Rhabditida, Aphelenchoididae.
AUGGCAGAUCAGAAACGUAUUCCAAAUGGAGUAAAGUUUGCGUUUGGAGGUAUUGCGGGGUAAGUCUCUGAUUUAUAUUGUUCAUGGUUUAGAAUGGGGGCCACAUUGUUCGUACAGCCGUUGGAUUUGGUGAAAAAUCGGAUGCAGCUCUCGGGAACGACAGGGAAGAAAGAAUAUAGAUCCAGCUUACAUGCCCUGAGGACUAUCGUGGCUAAUGAAGGAUUUCUGUCUGUAUAUAACGGGCUUUCAGCUGGACUGGCUCGACAGGCAUCUUACACUACUACUAGACUGGGUAUUUACACAUGGUUGUUUGAAACUUUUAGGUAUGUUUAUAGUUCUUGUGUAAGAAUAUUUAUUAUUUUCUGAAUUAAUUAGUUGUUUCUUAAAAUGUAAACUAAUAUAAAAUGUGUUGUAAUGAAUAAUAUGUGGAUAAUAUGUGCAGCAAAGACAAGACGCCGUCGUUUUUGAUGAAGGCUGGUCUCGGAAUGACUGCUGGUGCUAUUGGUUCUUUUGUGGGUAAUCCAACAGAAGUCGCUUUGAUUCGCAUGACAGCAGAUGGACGUCUUCCAGCAGCAGAACGACGAAAUUACACUAGCGUCUUCAAUGCUAUUGCCAGGAUCUACAAAGAAGAAGGUCUGCGUGCUCUGUGGAGAGUAAGUUGUUUUUUAGUUGAUUAUAGGGUUUUUGGUUAAGUUCGGCAAUAAAUAGCGAGUACAGUUUUAUAAACAUAUUUCAGUAUUGCUUUUAGGGAUGUAUACCAACAAUCGGGAGAGCUAUGGUUGUCAAUGCUGCUCAACUGGCUACAUAUUCGCAAGCUAAACAAGCCAUAUUGGCUACUCAGUACUUAGAAGACGGCAUCUUUUGUCACUUUGUGGCUUCCAUGAUCAGUGGACUGGCCACAACUAUUGCCAGCAUGCCUGUUGACAUUGCUAAGACACGGUAAAGGUUUUGUUUAUUUAUAUAUUACUUUUUGUUUUUUUUACGUUGCUAUUGUAUCAGUACUUCCCAAAAGGAAUGAAAAAAAAAUCGUGCCGUACAUAAACAUUUAAGUUUUUUUCCAGAAUCCAGAACAUGAAGGUCAUUGACGGAAAGCCAGAAUACUCUGGAGCCGUGGAUGUGUUGAAGAAGGUGGUCAAAAACGAAGGAUUUUUUGCAUUGUGGAAAGGAUUCACACCUUACUACAUGAGACUAGGCCCUCACACUGUGCUCACAUUCAUCAUUUUGGAACAGAUGAACUCUAUGUACUUCAAGUUCGUACUCAAGGUCGAAGGUCACAGUGCCAUGUAA